Messenger RNA from Sciurus carolinensis (gray squirrel), 3754 nucleotides. RefSeq names its product proline and arginine rich end leucine rich repeat protein (gene Prelp). Lineage: Eukaryota; Metazoa; Chordata; Mammalia; Rodentia; Sciuridae. Bases 161 to 1312 code for a protein of 383 amino acids. Gene Ontology annotation, molecular function: protein binding; heparin binding. Gene Ontology annotation, cellular component: extracellular exosome. The record is from RefSeq and is a predicted model, not a curated record. The transcript has 3 exons.
UAGGAUCUGGUGGAAGAAAAGUCAGCACGCACCACUGGGAGAUCAGAACUUCUAGCUGGCUCUCUGCUGCCACAGCUCCACCGAAGGGUGGGGAGGAAGAGGAGGACCACCCGACCCAGAGCUGAGGACAGCAGGUGUGUGCAGGUGCAUCACCUGGAUCAUGAGGUCAUCCCUCUGCUGGCUCCUCCCACUUCUCCUCAUCUUGGCCUCAGGGGCCCAAGGCCAGUCAACAAGACGACCAAGACCCGGGACCGGGUCCAGGCCCAGGCCCCGGCCCCGGCCCCGGCCCACCCCAAGCUUUCCUCAGCCCCAUGAGCCAGCAGAGCCCACAGACCUGCCUCCCCCACUGCCUCCGGGCCCUCCAUCUGUCUUCCCUGACUGUCCCCGGGAAUGCUACUGCCCCCCGGAUUUCCCAUCGGCCCUCUACUGUGAUAGUCGCAACCUGCGCAAGGUCCCUGUCAUCCCAUCCCGCAUCCAUUACCUCUAUCUCCAGAACAACUUCAUCUCUGAGCUCCCUCUGGAGUCCUUCAAGAACGCCACAGGCCUGAGGUGGAUCAACCUGGACAAUAACCGAAUUCGCAAGAUAGACCAGAGGGUGCUGGAGAAACUCCCCAGCCUGGUGUUCCUCUACAUGGAGAAGAACCAGCUGGAAGAGGUGCCCUCGGCCCUGCCGCGGAACCUGGAACAGCUGAGGCUAAGCCAGAACCACAUCUCCAGAAUCCCCCCUGGCGUCUUCAGCAAGCUGGAAAACCUGCUGCUCUUGGAUCUGCAGCACAACAGGCUGAGUGACGGAGUCUUCAAGCCCGACACCUUCCAGGGACUCAAGAACCUCAUGCAGCUCAACCUGGCCCACAACAUCCUGAGAAAAAUGCCACCCAAGGUCCCCUCAGCCAUUCACCAGCUCUACCUGGAUAGCAACAAGAUCGAGACCAUCCCUAAUGGGUACUUCAAGGGCUUCCCCAACCUCGCCUUCAUCCGGCUGAACUACAACAGGCUGUCGGACCGGGGGCUCCCCAAGAACUCCUUCAAUAUCUCCAAUCUGCUUGUGCUCCAUCUGUCACACAACAAGAUCAGCAAUGUGCCCGCCAUCAACAACAAGCUGGAGCACCUGUACCUCAACAACAACAGCAUAGAGAAAAUCAAUGGGACGCAGAUCUGCCCCAACAACCUCGUGGCCUUCCACGACUUCUCCUCAGACCUAGAGAACGUGCCCCACCUGCGCUACCUGCGGCUGGAUGGGAACUUCUUGAAGCCCCCCAUCCCGCUGGACCUCAUGAUGUGCUUCCGCCUCCUGCAGUCGGUGGUCAUCUAGACCUUGCCCUGGGCUGGACCUCCUCUGAUCGCACUUGAAGGCUGGUGGCCCAGGCGCCUGUGCCCACCAUUUUUCUCUGUCGCCCUGCCUUGCUCCCAGCCCUGGCUCUUACCUCUCCCCUUUCUGAGGAUGGGAAAUGCCAUAUGCCGUGCUACAGCUCUGGAGCAAGACUUUCCAGGGCUUGAUUUGGUCCCACCCAGUUCAAAGGCACCCCCUGCACACACACACCCAAACUUCUGGCCUUCUGUGGUCUCCCUCUGCUCCAGAAACGCAGAUGUAUGUCUAAAGACUUCACAUAUCCUCCUCCCUCCUCCACCCAUCCAUUCUGGCUCAGGCUGGGCGGUGGAUUGACAUCUGACUUUGGUCCUGGUCAAGUGAGACAAGAAGAUGAUUUGGGAAGCCCAGAGGUGAGCUUCAGAGGGUCCCGCUGGAGAUUUCGCCAUCUUGCCUCAAAGAGGCUGAGAAAUCCAGGUCUCCACAUUCAAGGAUCCCUUCUUCCAAAACUGCUCUUCCACCAUCUGCUGUUCCCAGCAUCAGAUAUCGCACUGCUCUCUGCCAGCCACGUUAUCCAGGAAGGAAGUAUGAGGGAAUGCCCAAGAUGGGGCGGAGGGUUAGGGUUCCCAAAGGGGCCUGCAUCUGGAUGUCUCUGCACCGGGACAGUUGGAAACUACUCCUCCUUUUCCAGGACAAACCCAGUACACACUCUCCUGACUGGGCCUCAGAUAGGAACAGCCAAGGAGAAGAGUGGAUCCAAGAACUGGGAAUUAGCUAGAGGGAGAGGGCCGGGGGUCAGGGCCUGAGGGUUGGCCCGUGUGAGUGUAGACGGACCCUGUGGGCCCCCUUCGCCCAACUUCAACAUAUGUCCCGAGGCCCUGGGGAACACAGUGUUCACAGUGGAAGGUCAUAAGGCACCGCCCCACCCCGCCAUCUGUUCUGUGUUAGUGCGUGCGCGAUCAGUCCAGUCACUUCCACCCCCAAGCAGGCGGUUCUUAAGAAACAAGGAAGAAGGGGCGGAGCAUCUGGAAUCUCUCAGAAGCCUCUUCCACAUUGGAAACUAGCCCCCAUUUCUAAGACAGACACAUCAGUGACACCUGGUGGCUGCUGAAGGUCACAGCUGGCUCACCCUCUCCCUGGGGUGAUGUUCCAAGGUUAAGAAGUUGGUGUAGGAUUCCAGCUUGGAAGAGCCAUGGGUGAUGUGCACAGUGUCUCUCUCCUCUAGAGUCCAAAGGGCACAAAGGUGCAGAGGUCUAGGCUCAUUCCAAUAGUGAAUGGUAUAAAUGGGAAAGCUUGGAGACCCCAGAUGAGGAUACAGUUUGACCUUGACCUUGCCAGAUCCAUUUGCUCUCAGCUCCCACAUCCAUAAACGCAGGUGGUGGGUAAGAGGCUCCUCUGAGCUCUCUGUUCUCAUGUGCCAAAUCUGCGACUCUGCAUUCUCAAGCACACCCUAAUGCAGGACAAGUCCUACCUUUUAUCCCUUUCCUUGCAGUAAUUUAUUCCCUAUCUGGAUUAUCCCUGCUGAGAGGAUUCUCUGUUCUCCUUAUCUGGCCCAGGUGAACAGCUCAGCAGGUCUCCAAGUGGAACCUGGGUUGCCUCGCCUUCAUCUUCCCCCCUCACUUCCUUUAGGGGGAUCUGCCCCUCCAUAGUCCUGAGUGUGUAUGCUGGUAGGGAAUUUGGAGAGGAGGAUGUUCUGGAAAUGAGUAAGACACAGUGCCCACCCUCAAGUUAGGACGAGGAAAGCUCCAGAGAUAUUCAAGAAGUUGUAUUAAGCUGAGUCCCUAACAUCAAGGAAUUUCUAUUAUACUCUCAUUCACCUUUCUCUUUUGCUCCUUCUAGGCCCAUCCCAUCCCUGCCUCCUUCCCCUGCUCCCAUUCAGCUUCCUCUUCUAGCUGCAGCUGGUUUCUCCAAGGCUCCUGCUGAAAGUCAACAUAUUAUUAUGGCUGUAAGCAACCUGGUGCUAUGGCCUGGAUAAGCCCCCUUCUGACCUGUUCACACCUCGCAACCUCAGCCCUUUGGUGAGGCCCUCGGGGGAGUGUGCUCCUGUGACUCCCCAGGGGGAGCCUAGUCCUGCAAACCUGAACUAUUUUGUUUUAGCAGCCACACGAUCAUCAUCAUUCCACUGCCCCAUCUAGAAUCCAUCUGCUCCCUGUGUUGCUCUCUGCAGCUGAACACCACAGGGCUUAGACUUCAAUUGGCACCAUAGGUUACCCCCACCCCGGCCAAGCACACCCAAUGUGCAGGUUGCCUUUGGGUUUAGAAAGCCCCUCCUCCUUACCCAAGUUCAUCCCUCAGUGCUGUUGGCAUCUACAUAAACAGGUGUGUACGUAGGUACGUAUGUGUGCUCUGCACAUAUAUCUCUAUUCCCUCUUGAAGACCAUGUUAACUUUGUGAAACAAGUUUCACAUUUCAACACGCUUUACAGCAGAGGAAAUAAAGUAAUAUGAA